Molecule: messenger RNA, 4795 nt
Organism: Talpa occidentalis (Iberian mole)
Lineage: Eukaryota; Metazoa; Chordata; Mammalia; Eulipotyphla; Talpidae
Gene: STIL
Product: STIL centriolar assembly protein
Biological process (GO): centrosome duplication; protein localization to centrosome; mitotic spindle organization
Cellular component (GO): centrosome; centriole
Source: RefSeq, a predicted model, not a curated record
CUUCGGUUUCCCUAGCCGGGGUUUGCCGCCGCGGUUCCCGCGACCCCAACGUCCCAGAGGCGGGGCAGAGUCGGCGGAGGCGCUCCUUGGAGCCGACCUCUGUUCCGGCCCAACAAACAGACCCUGGAUCGGCGAAGGUUGCGGAUACUGAGCAUUUGAAAUUGAAUAAAUCAUUACAAAGAAUUAUGGAGACUCUUGCAGGAUCGCAGAUGAAUAUCAGGUUUCCUACAAGCAAGAUGGUACCUUUCUACUUUCCGCCAUCAAAAUGUGCACUUUGGAACCCUACACCGAUUGGAGAUUUCAUCUACUUACGUCUCAAUUACUACAGAAAUCCAAAACUUGUGGUAACUGAAAAGACCAUCCGACUUGCUUGUCGUCAUGCUAAGCAGAAUAAAAAAAAUUUGCCAUGCUUUUUACUUGGUUCUCUCACAAUAGAUGAAGAUGAAGAAGGUGUGACAUUGACAGUAGAUCGCUUUGAUCCUGGUCGAGAAGUACCUGAAUGCUUACAAAGAAUCCCUACUGCUUCUCUUCCUGGGGACUUCGUGAUUCCAUGCAAAGUUCAAACUCAGGGACUUUGUUCAAGAGAAAUAAUAGUUCACAAUGCAGAUGACUACAGUUCAACUUUUAAAGCUCUGCAGCACCAUGUAUGUAGCAAAGAUUCCUUGGAUUGUGGUAAACUGCUUUCCCUGAGAGCACAUAUCACUUACCGGGAGAAUUUGGACAGUGUGGAUUUUGACUUGCAUUGGGCAGCAGUAACUCUGGCAAAUACCUUUAAAUGCACACCUGUGAAGCCCAUCCCCAUUAUUCCAACAGCUCUGGCAAGAAACUUGAGCAGUAAUUUGAAUAUUUCUCAAGUUCAAGGUACCUAUAAAUAUGGAUAUCUUACCAUGGACGAAACCCGUAAGUUGUUGCUUUUGUUGGAAUCUGAUCCCAAGGUUUAUUCUCUGCCAUUAGUGGGAAUUUGGCUGUCUGGGAUUAUACAUAUCUAUAGUCCUCAGGUAUGGGCUUGCUGCUUGCGAUAUGUGUUUAGUUCUUCCAUUCAGGAAAGAGUUUUUUCAGAAUCUGGAAAUUUCAUUGUAGUUCUCUAUUCUGUGACACAUAAGGAUCCUGAAUUUUAUGAAUGCCUCCAUUGCAAUGACAGGUUACCCAACCUUCGAUUCCAGCUAAUAACCAGCAAGGAAACACUACAUUUUUUCAAAAAUGUUGAACCUUCUGACACAAAACCAAUCCAUUUUGAACUGAGAGCUGAAAGCCAAAAUGCAGAAACAGAGUUUUUCAACAAAGUUUCCAAGAAUCUUUCAAUUAAGAGGUCUUCCCAAACGUUAUCUCCAGGGAAAAUGCCAAUAAAUGAUCCUGAUUCUGGUGUUGAAGAUGAAGAUUUUUCUCCAAGACCAAUUCCUAGUCCUCAUCCAGUAAGUCAGAAGGUUUCUAAGAUCCAACCAUUAGUUCCUGAACUUUCACUUGUGUUGGAUGGCAAUUUCAUGGGAUCAAACCCUCUGCCCAAUCCAUUGGAAAUGGUGAAUAAUGAAAAUCCUUUGUUGAAUAAUCACUGUGAACACUUGGAGCCUUUGCAAUCCCAGCUUUAUGAUGAGAAACAAAGCCCGGAAACUGAAGCUGGAGAGCCUUGCUUGAGAGGACCACCAAAUCAGUUGAACCAGGGCACUGUUCCUUUGAGACACUGUAAAAUAAGGCAGUCAUCCUCCUGUAAGAAAGGGAACCCCCAUAUGAGGAAUGGUGUUAAACCGUCUUCUCUUAAUGGGCCAUCUCCUGAUACAUCUGAAAAGUUUCAAACAAUUUCUGCUGGAAAUGUACACAAAGAAGAGUAUCCUAUAAGAUCCUCCACACUUAAUUCCAAGCCUUCUUCUCUUGCCCCACAGUCCCACCCACAUAAUUUGUUUUCACCCCAUAAUUCAGGGAGACCAAUGGAAUUCCAGAUACCUACUCCCCCUCCACCAUCUUUCUAUCCCACAAAUGUUUGCAGUUGUUGUCAGCAUCAUGGGCCUAUUCAAUGUACUCCAAUAAAUUCUUGGCAAGGAAUGAACACUGUAGGAUCCAUUCAAGACCUCCAGUCUGAAGCUCUUCAAAAACAUUCAUUAUUUCACUCUAGUGCAUGUCCAACUCUGUGCCAUAAUGCUUUCUACUCCUCAAGUAGUCCUAUAGCUUUGAGACCUCAGGGCAGCUUGGGUGGUGGUUCUCCACACGGCAGUGUAGAUCCAUUGCCUGCUGCAAGAUUACCGUCACAUGUGGACACUUGUCACCCACGGCCUUGUGCAGCUUGCAUGCACACACCCAAGACUGGGUCAGAGGAUGGAAUGAUGGGACUCUCUCCGGAUGCUUAUAGAUUCCUCACAGAACAAGACAAACAGCUGAGACUACUUCAAGCACAGAUUCAGCGUUUAUUGGAAGCACAAUCUCUGCAGCCCUGUUCCCCGAAGGCAGCGGCUGUUGAGGACACAGUGCAAGCUGCAAGACAAAUGGAGUUGGUGUCCAUGGAAGCACAGUCUUCCCCUAGUUUGCACAUGAGGAAAAGUGUAAGCAUUGCUGUAAGCACAGGCGCUAGCUUGUUUUGGAAUGCAGCAGGUGAUCAAGAGCCUGAAUCUCAGCUGAAGCAAGAUGAUACCAAGAUUUCCAGUGAGGACAUGAAUUUUUCAGUUCAUAUUAAUAAUGAAGUCACAAGUCCUCCAGGUAGUGCAUCUUCAUUAAAAGCAGUUGAUAUUCCCAGUUUUGAAGAGAGCAACAUUGCUAUAGAAGAAGAAUUUAAUCAACCACAUUCUGUAUCCAACUCUUCUCCACUUGUAAGAAAAGAGCCUGAUGUGCCUGUGUUCUUUCCGAAUUCCCUGCUGGCAGAGAAUGUAAGCAUGUGUUUGCAGACUGGACCAACAGAGGGCACCAGUAACAACUCUGUAACAUCUGGGGAACCAAAAAUUGAGCAAGUUACGCAAUCUUUGCCUCAUCAACCAUCAGAUAAUCAGAAAAUAUAUCAGGAUUUAUUGGGUCAAGUGAACCACCUAUUAAAUAAUUCCCCCAAAGAAACUGAGCAACCAUCUACUAAAGCAGUAAUUAUCAGCCAUGAAUGUACCAGAACCCAAAAUGUCUACCAUGCAAAGAAGAAAAAGCAUGAUUCAGGCUUGGUGGACAAAGAUUGUGUUCUUAAUGCAACCCUUAAGCAACUAAGAAGCCUUGGAGUAAAAAUUGAUUCUCCCACUAAAGUGAAGAAAAAUGCACAUAAAGUAGAUCAUGCCAGUGUAUUGGCCUGCAUCAGCCCUGAAGCAGUGAUCUCUGGAUUAAACUACAUGUCAUUUGCUAAUGUUGGCGUGAGUGGCUUAAGCCCCAAUGGUGUGGAUUUGAGCAUGGAAGCAAAUGCUAUAGCUCUGAAAUAUUUAAAUGAAAAUCAGCUGUCACAGCUGUCUCUGUCUCGAUCAAACCAAAAUAACUGUGACUCAUCUUUUAGCCUUUUUCAUAUUAAUACAGACAGAAGCACAGUGGGGCUUAGUUUAAUUUCACCAAACAACAUGUCAUUCGCAACCAAAAAAUACAUGAAGAGAUAUGGACUCAUACAAAGCAGUGACAAUAGUGAAGAUGAAGAGGAGCCCCCAGACAGUACAGAGAUCAAGAGUGAACAUUUAUUGAAUCAAAACCCUACAUCCAUACCUGAACAACUUGGUUGUCAGAAAGAGCCUUCUCGAAAUGCCUGUGAAAUAAUUAAUUGUUAUAACUGUGACUCUGUGGGCACUUACACAGACAUGCCAGUAUUGAAAAAUAUUACAAAUGAAGUUGUUCAGCCAAAAGCAACACGGCAGUUGGAUGAAAACCCAGCCUUCUUAUUAAAGAACCUAAAACCAAGUCCUGCAAUGAAUCUCCGACCUGGAAAAGCAGAGUUUACCCCGCAUCCUGAGAAAGAAAAUGAGAGGGACAUUCCUGUUUUCCCUGAAAGUUUGAAACCCUCUGAAAGUUUAAAGCAAAUGAAUAGUAUGAAUUCAGUAGGCACUUUUCUAGAUGUAAAGCGUCUCAGACAGUUGCCAAAAUUGUUUUAAAUAUUUAGCUCCCUACUCUCCUGAUAGGAGGAUGGACUGUCCCUUGAAGAUAUUUAAAGAAACCAGUGUCUUUGGGUAGUUUGGGGAUUCCUAGUCAUUCUAGGAGUUACCUGUUUCUUGGCAACAGCUGAUUACAAAGAGCUUAACAAGUGACCUGAUGAGAUAUUUACUAGUAGGGUGCUAAGUCCUCUUUGUUCAGGUAGAGUUAUUCAGCGUCACUGAAACCUUUUUUAAAAAAACAAUUCCUGAGAUCAGUUAUUUCAACAAAUUUAGGCGAAUUUUGAUUCUGGACUCCUGUUUUAUACUCUGCCAUUUGAAAAGUAAGUCUUUUCCUAGUGUGUUGCAUCUGUGCAUCUGUUUACCCAGAAUCACCUAAAAGAACGGGUAAUAACAUUAUCAUGACCCUGACUAAAUUAGCUGAGUCGACCCUUAUUGAAUUUAAGGGGAAACUUUUAUUUUAAAAAAUAAUAACAUCUUUUAUACAAAUAGUGUAUAUGUCCUUAAUUAAGAUGCAUCUUUUGCAAUCUGGUGGGUUGUUGUUAAUGUAAUCUUUUCAACAUACAGCACUAGCUAUCACAGAAUAAGAAAAUUAUUAGGUAUGAGUGUGUAUUAUAAACUUUGUUUUCAAAUGUUUUAAUUUUUUAAUAGAACUUAAAUAAAAUUGUCUACACCGACUGUUUUCUUUUGUCCUCAGCAAUAGUUUAUUAUUCCCCACUUUAAAAAGCAAAACUUUUAGGUUCCUAAAUAGUUACAAGUUUAGA